This is a messenger RNA of Pelagomonas calceolata, 1275 nucleotides long. The record is from the annotation of a GenBank genome assembly. Lineage: Eukaryota; Pelagophyceae; Pelagomonadales; Pelagomonadaceae.
AUGCUCUCGCUGCGCGCGAAGGGCUACGACGGCUGCGUCCGCGUGCCGCUGGGCCCGGCCGGCGACUUUUACUUCCUGCUGUCGCCCGAAUCGGUCAAGCACGUGUGCGUCGAGGCGGCCGACGAGUGGCCGCGCCGAUUCAGCGUGCCCCUAUUCGAGACGUUGGCGCUGGACCGCGGCAUCGUCUACGAGCAAGGCUCACGGCAUAAACGCCAAAAGCGGCUCUGCACUCCGGCGUUCGAGCGGGGCGCGGCGAUGGCGUCGUUCCUCCAAGCGAUUAGUCUAGAGAGCGACGCCCUGGCCGCGCGUUGGCGGUGUUUGAAUAGAUUAGACCUCUACGCCGAGACGCGGACUUUAACAUUGAGGGUGGUCCUGCGCGUCACGUUCGGCCUCGAGCCAGACGACGCCGACGCGGAGCUGAGCGAUGCCAUCGCGUCCUAUUUGGAGGCCAUCGUCGCGACGGCGAACGAGGUGCCGCCCCUGUACCAGCUCUACCCGCCGCUGAGCAAGAAUUAUGUCCGGGUGACCGAGGAGCUGCUCCCGCGGCUCCGGCGGCUGGUGAAGGAGCUGAUUGAAGCGCGACGGCGCGACGCCGCCGCCGACGCGCCGGACCUCCUCUCGCAGUUGCUGCGGGACGGGACGCUGGACGACGACGACAUCCUCUACAUUCUUUUUGACUUGGUCAUCGCCGGGAGCGACACGACGGCGUCGACGCUCGCCGCGUCCUUGUAUAUUCUCCACGAGCCGCGGCACGCGCGGCUCCUGGAACGCGCCGUCGACGAGGCGCGGCGCGCGGAUCUGGAGGGUUUGAGAUUGGAGGAGGUCCGCGACGCGCUGCCCUACCACGUCGCCGUCGCGCGCGAGACGCUGCGGCUGUACCCGCCGGUGCCCUUCGUCGGCCGGACGGCGCUCUCGGCUUGCGACGUGCUCGGGACGCCCGCGCCCGAGGGCGCCGUCGCGUGCUUUUCGCCGUACGCCCUCGGCCGCGACCCCGGGCGCUGGGGUGUUGACGCGGACGAGUUCCGGCCCGAGCGCUGGCUCGACUCGGAGCGGGGCGGCGCGGAUUCGUCGUUCUCCUUUUUGCCGUUCGGCGCCGGGCCGCGCGGCUGCCUCGGGACGCGCCUCGGCCUGACGGAGGCCGUCGUGGGCGUGGCGAAGAUAUUGAGGGGCUUCUCGCUGCGCUUCGACCGGUCGGGGCCGCUGCGGUACAAGUACGACCUCACGCUGAAUUUGGGGGACUCGACGACUUGUAGUGUGCGCGAGCGGCGGGCUUAA